UGACUGAGUGAGUGGGUGGUUCUGCCGUUCUCGUCUUGCUUGGCAUCUGAACCACCUCUCCCUUCUUCCUGGCCUGUAUUUUUUUGCCCCAAGCCCUGGGUCGCAGUGUGUUUUUCAUUCCUUUUUUCUUUCCUGUGGAAGGGCGGAGUGAGUCCUUGCCAAGCUCCAUUGCCGCCCAGAGUCUAGGGAGUGCAGAUGGGUGACGUUGCCAAGGACCUCGCCGCCGGCACGGUGGGCGGCGCGGCGCAGCUGGUGGUCGGCCACCCGUUCGACACCAUCAAGGUGAAGCUGCAGAGCCAGCCGACGCCCCCGCCCGGCCAGCCGCCCAAGUUCGCCGGCGCCAUAGAUGCCGUCAAGCAGACGAUCGCUGCCGAGGGCCCGGGCGGCCUGUACAAGGGCAUGGGCGCCCCGCUGGCCACCGUCGCCGCCUUCAACGCCGUGCUCUUCACCGUCAGGGGCCAGAUGGAGACCCUGCUGCGGUCCGAGCCCGGCGUGGCGCUCACCAUCAACCAGCAGGUCAUCGCCGGCGCAGGGGCCGGCGUCGCCGUCUCCUUCCUCGCCUGCCCCACCGAGCUCAUCAAGUGCAGGCUGCAGGCUCAGAGCGCGCUAGGCACAGCCGCACCUGCCGCCGCCGCCGCUGUUCCCGCUGGCGGCGCGGCUGCCACCGCCACCGUCACGGCCGCCGCCGCGGUGAAGUACGGCGGGCCGAUGGACGUGGCGAGGCACGUGCUGCGGUCGGAGGGCGGCGUGCGGGGCCUCUUCAAGGGCCUGGUCCCGACCAUGGCGCGCGAGGUCCCCGGCAACGCGGUCAUGUUCGGGGUGUACGAGGCGACGAAGCAGUACAUGGCGGGCGGGCAGGACACGUCCGAGCUUGGCAGGGGCUCCCUGAUCCUCGCCGGCGGGAUCGCCGGCGCCGCGUUCUGGAGCUCCGUGUACCCGACGGACGUGGUGAAGAGCGUGCUCCAGGUGGACGACUUCAAGAACCCCAAGUACUCCGGGUCGAUCGACGCCUUCAAGAAGAUCCUCGCCGCCGACGGGGUGAAGGGCCUGUACAAGGGGUUCGGGCCGGCCAUGGCGCGUAGCGUCCCGGCCAAUGGCGCUUGCUUCCUGGCCUACGAGGUGACCAAGUCCCUGCUCUAGGCUGCGCGCCAGCUGCCGGAUUCCGCAGAUCGAUCGCCAUUCUUGACAUUGUUCUUCUUGCUGCUCCCUGAUUCAGUGACCAUCUUCUGUAUCCAGGACCGUCAACCAGUGCUACCUCUGUAACAGAAAAUUGUGCCCUAUGAAUUGAAAGAAAUGUUGCAUCUUUUUCUGUUA
Molecule: messenger RNA, 1314 nt
Organism: Lolium perenne
Lineage: Eukaryota; Viridiplantae; Streptophyta; Magnoliopsida; Poales; Poaceae
Product: mitochondrial carnitine/acylcarnitine carrier-like protein
Biological process (GO): mitochondrial L-ornithine transmembrane transport
Molecular function (GO): L-ornithine transmembrane transporter activity
Source: RefSeq, a predicted model, not a curated record